This is a messenger RNA of Sorghum bicolor (sorghum), 2790 nucleotides long. RefSeq names its product scarecrow-like protein 32. The record is from RefSeq and is a predicted model, not a curated record. The transcript has a single exon. NCBI's taxonomy places the organism in Eukaryota, Viridiplantae, Streptophyta, Magnoliopsida, Poales, Poaceae. Gene Ontology annotation, molecular function: sequence-specific DNA binding; DNA-binding transcription factor activity. Gene Ontology annotation, biological process: regulation of DNA-templated transcription. Gene Ontology annotation, cellular component: nucleus. Bases 1488 to 2762 code for a protein of 424 amino acids.
UCGGUUAGUCAGGAUAUUCUUCAGAGAAAUCAUUAGCCAAACAUCUCUCGGUGAUUGAUCACGGUCUGUUGUAAAAUAAACAUCUUUUUGUGUGUCUGACAGACAUUUGCUUCUUAUUUCCCCCAAGAAGAACGGACAUGUUAUUUGUUUCAGUGCAGACAUCUUUCCGCGAUGCUCUUAUCGUACUCGAAUGCAUUACAGUUCGGCCCUGGUGUGGUCCAGCAGUCGACAGGUGUUCUUCACAAUUCCUUGUCCCUUCCAUGAGUAUGGCCAGCAGCUCGUUGCUGCAAGGCAUCUUUGACUGAUCUUGACCGACAACUGACCAAUGAGGCCAUGCACGCAAGAGCACGACACGAUCAGCGCACACGUGGCGCCGGAGGAUCGCCGGAUCGAUCGGAGGCUGAAUUCCAUAUAGUUUCCCGCUCACGCCCACCCAAUCGCUCGUCAAGAUCAAUGGCAAGAAGACAGGUAGAGAUACGACAAGGCGUUGCGACAGGCACACCCCAAUGAUGUUCCAAUCAGAGGCUCUUGGAGUGACGAGGACAACAGGUUCUUCGUCAGCGCCCGGAGAUGCCCGCUCGUGUGGAUUUUACCUCCUUUAGAAAUUGGCCUGCUUGCUUGUUGGGUUCUCGGAACGCCCGCCCUCCCGCAUAGAAAAUGGGGUCCGGAGAAUGACAAGGUGAGGUAAGUUUAUUCAGAGUUCUUCGUCCGUUGCUCUCAACGGCCAAAAGAGUCCGGGCGGCUAUGGCUUUUCCGCCGUCGCCUUCUCACCGGCGUGUAAUUAUUCUAGUUUAACAAUGGAGGUGCUGCAGCCUAACGACAUACCAAUACACGUCAUAAACUCGUUGUAGUGUCGUUAGGCUGAACCGUUUGACGACAAAAAGAAGAGUUGGUUACAACGAUGCUGUCUGAAACUCAGAAGUCUGAACGAAAUUCAGUAUUUCAUUCAUGAGUCGGGUUCUGUUUUCUGCUUGGGUAUCGAGUGUGUUUUCUAGCUUGAUUUGAGUAGGAGUAGUCAAUAGUCAGUUGCAAUCCAGUUGAGAGGAAUUUGUGACCAGCUCCAUAUACCAUAUCUGAAGUUCAGGCACGAUCAGACAAGGGUAUUAAAAGAAUAAAUCAGAUUGUCUUUACCCCAAUAGAAAGAGUCCAAAUUGCUAUCCAAUUUCCUCCCCAUGGAGAUGAAGUGAGGAUCUUUCACAGAGCUCUUAUAAAUACCCCCAAGUCAUUCCAACAAGCAAACCAAAACUACCAACAAUCACCUCAACCCUGCUAAUUCUCUCACUCUGUCAGAAGUCGUCUUUGCAGUAGCCUGCUACCAAACAGGCAAACACCACCUUAGGGAUUGCUUCGUUCCACAAUCCACAUCUCCUGAAAUGAUCCGAAGCCGCCCAAUCCGAGGCCGACAAGUGUCUCGAUCCUAGCCAGCCCUAACUAUUUGGCUUGUCAUCCCAAAAUCCGUCCAUACGACGAGGUGGUGCUGCCGGAGCAUGGAGCAGGAGCUGAGGACCGGCGGCGGCGGCAACCUCAGGGCGGCGCACAGCUCUGUCUGCUUCUCUGGCGCGCUCAUCGAUGGCCCGCGCAUCCAGCAGCUGCUCCUCCACUGCGCCGCGGCGCUCGAGUCCAACGACGUCACGCUGGCGCAGCAGGCCAUGUGGGUGCUCAACAACAUCGCCUCCUCGCAGGGGGACCCCAGCCAGCGCCUCACGUCGUGGCUGCUCCGCGCGCUGGUCGCGCGCGCGUGCCGCCUGUGCGGCCCGGCGGGCACUAUCCAGGCCGCCGCCGCCGCCGGGGCGCCCGCGCCGCGGGAGCGCGCCAUGUCGGUCACGGAGCUCGCCGAGUACAUCGACCUCACGCCGUGGCACCGGUUCGGCUUCACGGCCUCCAACGGCACCAUCCUCCGGGCGGUGGCGGGCAGCGCCGCGGUGCACGUCGUCGACCUCAGCGUCACGCGCUGCAUGCAGUGGCCGACGCUCAUCGACAUGCUCUCGAAGCGGCCCGGAGGACCGCCGGCGCUCCGCAUCACCGUGCCUUCCGCCCGCCCGGCCGUGCCGCCCCAGCUCGGCGUGUCGGACGAGGAGAUCGGCCUCCGCCUGGCCAACUUCGCCAAGUCCAAAGGCGUGCAGCUGGAGUUCAGCGUCGUCCAGUGCGCGAGCCCGAGCCCGACGUCGUCGCCUCCAAAGAAGCAGGCGGCGCUCUGCCAAGACCUCGCGUCCGUGCUGUCCAACCGGCAGUCGCUGGAGCUACGGGACGGCGAGGCGCUCGUCGUCAACUGCCAGAGCUGGAUCCGCCACGUCGCGCCGGGUUCCAGGGACGCGUUCCUCGACGCCGUCCGCGCGCUGAACCCGUGCUUGGUCACCGUGACCGACGAGGACGCGGACCUGGACUCGCCGAGCCUGGCCACCCGCAUCGCCGGCUGCUUCGACUUCCACUGGAUCCUGUUCGACGCCCUGGACACGUCGGCGCCCAGGGACAGCCCACGGCGGGUGGAGCACGAGGCGGCCGUGGGCCGGAAGAUCGAGAGCGUCGUCGGGGCCGACGACGCCGACGGAGCGGAGCGCGCCGAGUCCGGCGCGAGGCUCGCCGAGCGGAUGCGGAGGAACGGCUUCGCGAGCGUCGGGUUCGACGAGGAGGCGGCGGCCGAGGUGAGGCGCCUGCUGAGCGAGCACGCCACCGGGUGGGGCGUGAAGCGGGAGGAGGACAUGCUCGUGCUCACCUGGAAGGGCCAUGGCGCCGUGUACACCAGCGCCUGGACGCCCAACUAAGUUUAGCCAUCUCCAUUAGCGAUCGAAA